AUGGGAUUCAUGUUCUUUGUCUUCGUCUAUGGUGUGAAGAUGGAUCCAACCCUUUUGAAAAAAUCAGGGAAAUUGCAUUUAUCUACGUCAUUAAUUGGCAUAAUAAUACCCAUAACGAUAGUCGUUGCUGUGGCCCUAAGCAUGAAAAAGAUCACGGACAAACAAGAGGCCAUGAUUCCUUCACUAGGAGCAAUAGCAGGUUAUUUGGGGGUCACAUCAUUCCCUGUUCUCUACAUCAUCCUCAAAGAGUUUAACCUUCUAAACUCAGAUAUGGGUCGAUUUGCAUUGUACACAGCAUUAAUUGGUGACACAUUGGGUAUGAUUUUUGUCGUGUUCGUUGAGAAAGGAGAAACAAAGAUGUUGACUACCUUAUGGUAUAUAAUUUCUUUUGUGGGCUUUUUAGCAUUCCUUGCUUUUAUUGUUAGGCCCAUAAUGACAUGGAUCAAUAACAAUACCCCACAAGGGCACCCAGUGCAACAGUCCUUUGUGGUUGCUAUUCUUCUUGGGGUUUUUGUGAUGGGCUUCGUAACUGACAUGUUUGGCAUCGCAAUUUGUAAUGGGCCAUUGUUUUUGGGCCUGGUAAUUCCUGAUGGGCCUGGUGUGGGGGCAACACUUGUAAAGAAGGCCGAAACAAUUAUGAGCGAUCUCCUUCUACCAUUCUCAUUCAUUAUGGUGGGAUCAUACACUGAUUUCUAUGCCAUGAGCGCUUCUGGUUGGUCAAGUUUGUCACCAUUGUUUGUCAUGGUUGUUACUGGCUACAUUAUCAAAUUCAUUUCCAUUUGGAUUGUUCUAUAUUUCUGGCGAAUGCCACUCAGAAAUGGACUAGCCGUUAGCCUCAUUAUGAGCUUAAGAGGCCAUGUUGAACUUAUAUUGUUUGUGGCAUGGAUGGAGAAAAAAUCUAGUACAAUUGAUAUAUCAUUGUUGUGGUUACAGAUCUUGAAGGUUCCAGCCUUCACAUUACUGAUUAUUAUGACAGUAGCAGUGACAGCAACAUGCUCUCCUUUGAUCAACAUAUUAUAUGAUCCAACAAAGCCAUACAUGGUGAGCCAAAGGCGGAACAUUCAACACAACCCUCCAGACCAAGAGCUUAGAAUAGUGUUAUGUAUUCUUGACACUGAAGCCAUAAAUGGUCUCAUCCGUUUGCUUGAUAUCUCAAAUCCAACCUCAAGCAGCCCCUUUUCAAUUUCUGUUGUUAGACUAACUGAGCUUGUAGGGCGUUCCAGCCCUUUGUUCAUAGACCAUGAAAAGCAACAAGUUCCUCCCAUUUAUCAAUGGACAAACACCAUAAACGUCCUUGAACACCAUCAGGAACUCAAGGGAAUGUCCAUGCAGCUCCAUUUCUUCACAUCUGUGGCCCCAAAGCAGUCAAUGUUCCGAGACAUAUGUGAGCUUGCCCUAGAACAAGAAGCUUCUUUGAUCAUCUUACCUUUCGACAGUGCUGAUGUUCACGACCAUGCAGCGAGAGCAGUGAAUUCACAGGUCUUGAACAAUGCACCUUGCUCAGUUGCAAUUUUUGUUGAUAAGGGUCUUCUUGAAAUCAACAAAAUAGGUAGUUCCAUUCGUCGAACUCCAUAUCGAUUCGCCGUGUUGUUUCUUGGGGGUGGAGAUGCUAGAGAGGCUCUUGUUUAUGCAGAUAGGAUGGUUGCUAACCAAGAUGUGUUCCUCGAAGUUGUAAGGUUUCUCCCUGAGAACUUUCUAAGGUACAAUGAUAUUGAGAGGAAGCUUGAUGAUGGAAUUGUGACUUGGUUUUGUGUUAAGAAUGAGAUGACUCAAAGAGUGGUGUAUAGAGAGGUACUGGUUAGAAAUGGAGAGGAAACAAUUGAAAGAAUUCAAGAUAUGAAUGAUGGUGCUUUUGAUCUUUUCAUAGUGGGAAGGAAACAUGGAAUAAACCCUAUUCUUCUCACUGGAUUAUCAGAAUGGAGUGAAAGUGAAGAUUUGGGACUCAUAGGAGACUAUAUUUCCUCUGCAGAUUUUUUUGGCUCGGCUUCUGUUUUAGUUGUUCAACAACAAAUCUUAAGAGGCUAA
Messenger RNA from Glycine soja, 2025 nucleotides. Its product is annotated as cation/H(+) antiporter 24-like. Gene Ontology annotation, molecular function: antiporter activity. The coding region runs from base 1 to 2025 and encodes 674 amino acids. Lineage: Eukaryota; Viridiplantae; Streptophyta; Magnoliopsida; Fabales; Fabaceae. Gene Ontology annotation, cellular component: membrane; endomembrane system. The transcript has 2 exons. The record is from RefSeq and is a predicted model, not a curated record. Gene Ontology annotation, biological process: proton transmembrane transport; regulation of pH.